Molecule: messenger RNA, 1523 nt
Organism: Quercus robur (English oak)
Lineage: Eukaryota; Viridiplantae; Streptophyta; Magnoliopsida; Fagales; Fagaceae
Product: glycerophosphodiester phosphodiesterase GDPD6-like
Exons: 8
Coding region: 207-1388 (393 amino acids)
Biological process (GO): lipid metabolic process
Cellular component (GO): vacuole
Molecular function (GO): glycerophosphodiester phosphodiesterase activity
Source: RefSeq, a predicted model, not a curated record
CACACGUGAAGCUUAUUGCAACGUUGUUUUUUUUUUUUUUUUUUGGUUGAACACCCACCUUCUUUGACAUAGGCAUUGGCACAAGCCCAUAACUAUUUUUCAAAGUCCAUAUGAACUGAGAAACACAACAACAACAACAACAACAAAAAAGUUUUAGUCAAGCAACACAGCACAGAGAGAGAUAAGAGAGAAGCAGGGACAGUGCCAUGGCUCUCUCACCCUGCUUUUCCCCUUUGGUAUUUCUCUUUCUCAUUGUUGGGUGUGUUGCACGGCCUUUCUAUCCACUCCCUAGUAAAGUAGCUGAGGGCACUAGAAAGCCCCUACAAACUUCUCGUCCAUAUAACAUAGCACAUCGAGGUUCAAAUGGAGAGAUUCCUGAAGAAACUGCUCCUGCAUACCAGAGAGCUAUUGAAGAGGGUGCAGACUUCAUUGAAACCGAUAUCCUUUCUUCCAAAGAUGGCGUUCUUAUAUCCUUCCAUGAUGUAACACUUGAUGUUACCACUGAUAUUCUUCAACACAAGGAGUUUGCCAAUCGUAAAAGGACCUAUGAAGUCCAAGGAAACUAUACCACUGGAUUUUUUACUGUUGAUUUCACCAUAAAAGAACUAAAGUCAUUGCGGGUGAAGCAGAGGUACCCAUUUCGAGAUCAACAAUAUAAUGGAAAGUUUACUAUUAUUACCUUUGAGGAGUACAUUUUAAUUGCAUUGGAUGCACCCAGAGUUGUUGGAAUAUACCCAGAGAUUAAAAAUCCAGUCUUUAUCAAUGAGCAUGUGAAGUGGCCGGGUGGUAAGAGAUUUGAGGAUAAGUUUGUGGAGACACUUAAGAAGUAUGGAUACAAGGGUUCAUAUUUGUCAAAAGAGUGGUUGGCACAACCUGCCUUUAUCCAGUCGUUUGCUCCGACCUCACUAAUAUAUGUUUCAAAUCAGACAGACUUGCCCAAGAUCUUCUUAAUUGAUGAGGUUACCAUGGCAACUCAAGACACUAAUCAGUCGUAUUGGGAAAUUACUUCGGAUAGUUACUUUCAGUACAUUAAGCAAUAUGUGGAGGGCAUUGGACCUUGGAAGGAUACAGUGGUUCCUGUAAAAGAUAAUUAUGUGCUAACACCUACUGAUCUUGUUGCCAGAGCACACGCCCAUAACCUACAGGUUCACCCAUACACUUUCCGUAAUGAGAAUAAGUUCUUAUACUUCAACUUUCAUCAAGAUCCAUAUCAGGAAUAUGCUUACUGGAUUCACGAGAUAGGAGUUGAUGGAAUCUUUACAGACUUCACAGGAAGCCUCAAUAAUUAUCAGGAAUGGACUUCUCAAUCUUCAAAUGAUAGUGAUAGCAGUGCAUCUAAACUUUUGCAUAAAAUUGCAUUGUUGGUCAAUUCCUAUGAAAGGGUAUGAGGGAACAAAUUGUAUGUAUAAUGUAUCACUAUAUUUUUAUCAUAAUUUUUCAUAGCAAUUACUUUGUACGAUAACAUUAUUGAAUCUGUUCAAUAAAGGAAAUUUAUGAGUGGUGAUUUUCCUUGCUAAGAAAAA